Messenger RNA from Pocillopora damicornis (cauliflower coral), 438 nucleotides. RefSeq names its product methyltransferase-like protein 27. The record is from RefSeq and is a predicted model, not a curated record. Lineage: Eukaryota; Metazoa; Cnidaria; Anthozoa; Scleractinia; Pocilloporidae.
AUGGGGACCUCCUCUCGGGCUCAGUUCGAUCUUAUGUCCGCGGGUUGCGUCAAACAUGAACCAAUGGUUAGAGUUUUCGACGAAGCAAUUAAGAUAGCCAUGCCAAACAAACCGAAAUGCCAAGUCAGAAUAAUGGACAUGGGAUCCGGGACUGGACUUCUGGGAGUGGAGCUGAACAAAAGGGGCUACACAAACGUAGACGCCCUAGAUGUCACUCAGAAAAUGUUGGAUGUAUCUAGGGAGAAGGGCGUCUACACGAAAUUUAUAUGUGCCCAUCUAACGGAGGCGCGGACCCCUGGCAUUGAGGAUGGUGAUUACAAUGCCAUAAUUUCAUCUGGAGUGGUUACAGCGGCUUACGGACAUAUUAAACCACCGGCCUUUUAUGAGAUGAUGAGAGUAAUUAGCGAUGGUAAGUGUGGUGCUUUCCUUUCCUUUUAG